AUGGGCAAGACCAAGGAAGUCAAGGUCAAGAAGAGCGCCGAGGCGGCUGCUCCCAAGACGGUUAAGGCAGCUGCUACCCCGUCCAAGAAGUCUGCCAAGGUUUCGAAGAAGUCCAAGAAGGAAGAGUCAUCUUCUGAGUCUGAGAGCGAGGAGGAGUCCGCGUCUGAGGCCUCUGCCGACAGCGAGGACUCUGACGACUCCGAGUCCGAGGCUGAGGAGAAGCCCAAGACCAAGACCAACGGUGCCAAGGCAAAGAAGGAAGAGUCUGACUCGGACUCGGACGACUCUGACGACUCGGCUGACGAGAAGGAGGAGAGCACCGACAAGUCGGACGCUAAGAAGGACUCUGACUCUGAGAAUGACUCUGAUGACUCUGACGAGUCCGACGCCGAGGAGAAGAAGACUGAGGAGGAGCCGUCCAAGAAGCGCAAGGCUGACGACGAGGAGCCGGCCGCUGCCAAGAAGGCCAAGACUGAGGAGGAGGGUGAGACCUCUUCCACGCUCUUUGUCGGCAACCUGAGCUGGAACGUGGACGACAGCGUCCUGUAUGACGAGUUCAAGGGCUUCGAUGGUCUGACUGGCGCCCGUGUCAUCACGGACCGCGAGACCCAGCGCUCGCGCGGCUUCGGCUACGUCGAGUUCGACUCGGUCGAGCACGCCCAGGCUGCCUUUGACAAGAUGACCGGCUACUUCCUGGACGGCCGCGAGCUGAAGAUUGACUUCUCCACCGGCCGUGCCAAGAGCAACGAUGCCAACCCGGCUGCGUCGCGCGCCAAGAAGUACGGCGAUGUCACCAGCCCGGAGAGCGACACCCUCUUCGUCGGCAACCUGUCGUUCGACGCCGAUGAGGAGACCGUCUCGGCCUUCUUCAGCGAGGUCGCUAACGUCAAGAGCCUGCGUCUGCCUACCGACAUGGAGUCUGGUCGUCCCAAGGGCUUUGGCUACGUCUCGUUCUACUCCCUGGAGGACUCCAAGAAGGCGUUUGACACUCUCAACGGCCAGUCCUGCGCAGGCCGCAACGUCCGCCUGGACUACUCUACCCCCAAGCCGAGAACCGAGUUCGGUGGUGACCGUGGCGGCCGUGGUGGCCGUGGCCGCGGUGGCGGCUUCGGUGGUGGCCGUGGUGGUGGUGGCGGCUUCGGUGGUCGUGGCCGGGGCGGUGGUGACCGUGGUGGCCGUGGCCGUGGCGGCUUCGGUGGUCGUGGUGGUGGCGGCUUCGCGGGCAAGAAGACCACCUUUUAA
Grosmannia clavigera kw1407 is the source of this 1242-nucleotide messenger RNA. RefSeq names its product nucleolin protein. The transcript is spliced from 3 exons. Gene Ontology annotation, molecular function: RNA binding. The record is from RefSeq and is a predicted model, not a curated record. The coding region runs from base 1 to 1242 and encodes 413 amino acids. Lineage: Eukaryota; Fungi; Ascomycota; Sordariomycetes; Ophiostomatales; Ophiostomataceae.